AUGUCGUCGUUUGCUCUCUCGUCACGGGUAUUUCGCCCCUCCCUGAAGCGGUCGCGCGUUUGCACAACCUCCGGCGGGUCAACCGCGGCGCGGGCGGAGGCCAAGGAGGUCAAAGUAUGCACAAACAAGGAAUGCAAACGAGGGGGGUCGAAAAAGACUCUGGCGUUGUUCGAAGCGCUCGGCCUUGAGGGCGUGGAAAUCGUGGAGAUCCGCUGUUUGGGCGAGUGCGGGAUGGGACCGAACGUGCAAAUCAACGGGGACGACGGGCCGAUAAUCAACGGCGUCAAGACGGAAGAUGACGUAAAGAAGGUGGUGGACAGGCUGAUGAUGGAGAGUUGA
Molecule: messenger RNA, 339 nt
Organism: Micromonas commoda
Lineage: Eukaryota; Viridiplantae; Chlorophyta; Mamiellophyceae; Mamiellales; Mamiellaceae
Exons: 1
Coding region: 1-339 (112 amino acids)
Source: RefSeq, a predicted model, not a curated record